AUGAAUUAAAUUAAUGUAAUUAUAGCUACAGGGUCUUAUGAUCAUACAAUAAGAUUAUGGAAUCCUUUAAAUUAGAAAUAAAUAGCAAGUGUUGAAUAUUCAUAAAAUAAGAAAUAAAAUUAAGCAUAAAUAUCAAAAAAUUCAUUCUUAAUAAAUCGAAUUGAAGUUUCCUAAGAUAGAUUAUAUUUAGGAGGUGCAGGCAGUUUUGCUGCCUAUAUAUAUGAUUUAAAUUAAUUUUCAGAAAGACCUAAAAAUAUAUAUGAAGGAUAUUAAAGUAAUGUGACAUCUAUAGGAUUUAAAUAAAAUAAUAAAUGGAUUUAUACAAGUUCAGAAGACGGAUGCAUUAAAAUACAUGAUUUAAAUAUGUAAGGAAAUGCUAAAUGUUUUUAAAGUAAAGAACCUGUAAAUUAAGCAGUAUUACAUCCAGAUGAAGUUUAAAUUAUUUCAGGAGAUUAAUAAGGAAAUGUAAAAAUAUGGGAUUUAAGAAAAGAUUAAUGUCGAGUUAAAUUUGUAAAUAUUAUAUAUACAUUUUUUAUAUUAAUAUAUAAUAUAUAGACUCCAGCACCUGAUAUUGGUGUAAGGUCAGUUUCUAUAGCUUAAAACGGAUCUAUUUUUUGUGCGGCAGAUUCUUCUGGCUUUGUUCAUAUCUGGAAUAUGAUAAAAAAUGAUGUAAAUUAAUAUUAAGUAUAUUUUUAUUUUUUAUUUCGAUAUAUAUAAGAAUAUUUAAUUUUAAAAAAAACAAAACAAAACGUAAACAAAAUAAAAAAUAAAAAAAGAUAAUUGGUAACCUGUAGUGCUGAUAAAACUAUAAAACUAUGGAGUUUAAAUGAAUAAAGUAAAAAAUUCGAAUUUAAAACAACAUUAUAUGGGCACUCAAAAUGGGUUUGGGAUGUCGCAUAUGGAUGUGAUUCAUCUUAUUUAUUAAGUGGAUCAAGUGAUGGUAUAGCUAAAUUAUGGAGAUUAGAAGAAAAAGUAUAGACUUGUGAUAAAACAUUUAAAGGGCACAAAUAGGCUAUAAAUUGUAUUGCAUUUAAAGAUUCUUGA
Ichthyophthirius multifiliis is the source of this 1044-nucleotide messenger RNA. Its product is annotated as WD40 repeat protein. Gene Ontology annotation, molecular function: protein binding. Gene Ontology annotation, cellular component: TORC1 complex; TORC2 complex. Gene Ontology annotation, biological process: regulation of actin cytoskeleton organization; TOR signaling. The transcript is spliced from 3 exons. The record is from RefSeq and is a predicted model, not a curated record. Lineage: Eukaryota; Ciliophora; Oligohymenophorea; Hymenostomatida.